AUGAUUAUUUUGAUGGGCGACGUCACUUGACCGUAAGUGAUGGAGCCUCAACUGUUGCAAGUAGGUUGGCUCAGGCCAAGUGAAGACGGUAAGGCGGUGCAGUGAAGUCUGUCGCGGCGAUUGCUGCAUGGUUCAGCGCAUGUCUGAAUUUGGAGUUUAUCAGUAUUUACUGUUGGUUUAUUUGGGAUUCGCGGGAGGGAAGGCUACGGGAGGGCCGUUGUGUGAACGGCGUCACCCAAGCGUCACCCACACCGAUUUUGCAGGACGUGCCAUUGGGGAAGGGGUUGACAAUUUGUGCGUGUGCGUGCAUGUGCGUGCACUUUCAGGGCCUGGUGUUGACUGCAUGGUCACUCCUCCCGAUCCAGAAGGACAGGGGCUGGGAUCUGGUUAUGCUCGUGCCACGACGGGGGCAAGCGGUUGGUGGCAAUGAGGAGCUGGCAGACACUGUCCUGAUUUGGCCUGGCGGUGGUGGGGCGGCGGGCCCAGAGUGCCUGAGGGCUCACCCACAGACUGCUUUCAGUUGCGGCUGGGCUGUAGGCGUUUCCAGCUCCAAGCAGUAGUGGGCGGCAGGUGGUGUGGACGUGCCAUGCUCGUGAGGGGAGUGCUGUUGCAGCAUGUGAACUCCCACCUCCUCCCCGCGUGUGUGACCCCCGUGUGUGACGGGACGGCAGCAGUCGUGGCUCUGGCCCGUGUGAGGCCGCAUGUGUGUACGCAUGCCGGCAGGUGGCAGGGGGGCGUGUGGCACUGUGUGGCAUCUCCCCACGCGGCCCGUGCCGUGUGCAGCGUCGGGGCUCUGGCACCUGAUGAGCCCGUGGUGCGCCAGGGGCUUGUGGGCGGGACGCGGCGCGCAUACGCCGAGCCGGCCCCGGCCGGGAACGCACCAAACCGAAUGAACACUAAUUGAGGAUUGGGAUGGGUGGCAGUAUCAUUGAGAUGCGAUCAUUGGCUUUCAAUGAAUAGCAUGUCGUGAGCGGUGUGGGCUUCUGAUGCCGUGGACUGAGUCGGACUGAGUCGGGUCUAGGGCUCUGGCACAACGGUCGAUGGUCACAGGUGGGUCUGGAGCUCGGAGGAGCCUCAGCAGGCUGUGACAUGGUUGGCGAGGACUAGAGGCGGGCGGACUGGGGUGGGCUGCGGCGGGCGGGCGCUGUAGAUAGCUUCUUCCCGUCGCUCUUGGAGGAUUGGGCCUGUGAGCCACUGUUGGACAAACCUCUCGGCACAGGGGUCCUGUCUCGGCAUGUAUUGUAAGACCCACCGCCG
Messenger RNA from Chlamydomonas reinhardtii, 1257 nucleotides. RefSeq lists its product as uncharacterized. The record is from RefSeq and is a predicted model, not a curated record. The transcript has a single exon. NCBI's taxonomy places the organism in Eukaryota, Viridiplantae, Chlorophyta, Chlorophyceae, Chlamydomonadales, Chlamydomonadaceae. The coding region runs from base 390 to 560 and encodes 56 amino acids.